Molecule: messenger RNA, 2115 nt
Organism: Vollenhovia emeryi
Lineage: Eukaryota; Metazoa; Arthropoda; Insecta; Hymenoptera; Formicidae
Exons: 1
Coding region: 1-2115 (704 amino acids)
Biological process (GO): DNA integration
Molecular function (GO): nucleic acid binding
Source: RefSeq, a predicted model, not a curated record
AUGCCUGAUUUCCCGAUACCACGAUGGAUUAACUACAAGUCUGAUCAUCUAAUGGAAAUUCAUGGAUUUUGCGAUGCCUCGCAAAAAGCAAUGGCUGCAGCUGUCUACAUUCGCACGACCAGUCCCGAUGAAUGCAUAAGCACUGUUCUCUUAUCUUCAAAAACGAAAGUGGCCCCAUUAAAGCGGAAUACUAUUCCGCGAUUGGAAUUGGCUGGCGCAGUGCUACUGACCAAACUCAUUUCUUGUAUCCGGCAAGUAUAUGACCUACCUGGAAUUCCAAUAUACCUGUGGACUGACUCAGCGGUCACUCACACGUGGAUUAAUAAUCAUCCAUCUCGGUGGAAGGAAUUCGUCCACAAUAGAGUGUGCUAUAUCCAAGAAACUCUCCCUCAAGCUAUUUGGUGUUUCGUACCUGGCCAAGACAAUCCUGCCGAUUUAGCUACAAGAGGUUUAACUGCAACUCAAUUACUCGACAUACCUACCUGGUGGACAGGACCACAGUGGCUGUCCCGUGAUUCUUCUGCCUGGCCAAAAGAAUUACAAGAACCACAUCGAAACAUAAAUCUCGGAGAACGACCUACUCAAGUUUCUACAAUAACGACCCAUAAAGGUCUAGAGCCAUGGACUCUGCUACUCAAAUACUCCAGUUUAACUCGACUGAUCCGCAUCACUGCUCUAUGUCGACGUAUUAUAUUCCGUCUAAGGGGAAUCCCUACCGCAUCAAUGUCUUACCCCUUAACGCCAGACGAGCUGGAAAGUUCAACACUCUACUGGGUGCGAGCAGUACAGCCGUUUUCAUUCCACCAAGAGAUAAGAACCUUAUCAACCGACCACUCUUUAUCGAAAUCCAACUCAUUAACCCGACUUACACCAUUCAUAGAUUCAGCUGGACUUCUGCGCGUCGGAGGACGCCUUCAAUCCGCGUCAUUACCUUAUAAUACUAAACACCCGCUCAUUGUCCCGAAGGACUCUACCUUGACUACUCUAAUAAUCUCUGAUGCUCACUUACGUACCCUGCAUGGAGGAACGCAGGUCACAUUGUCCUUCAUCCGCAACAAUUAUUGGAUAAUUGGGGGAAGAGCCCCUGUUCGAUCGUUUACUCUAAAGGGUAUGCGAUGCGCUCGAUUUCGGCAGCGGAGAGCACAACAAUUAAUGGGUCAACUUCCCAUCGAGAGAGUUACUCCUUCGAGGCCGUUUCUUAACUCAGGAAUUGACUACGCUGGCCCAUUAGUUAUUAAAACUUGGAGAGGCCGAAAUACUCGGACAUAUAAAGCAUACAUCGCCUUAUUUGUUUGCCUUUCCACUUCGGCAAUACAUCUAGAACUGGUAACAGAUUACUCCACUGACACUUUCAUCGCGGCUUAUAAGAGAUUUACAGCCAGGCGUGGCAUAUGCGCCACUUUAACAAGUGAUUGCGGAACUAACUUGAAGGGAGCUGAUUCGGAAUUACAACGUCUCUUCUCCGCAUCAUCAAAAGAAUUCAAGCAACUAGCUGCCAUCCUUGCUAACGACGGCACACAUUGGAAAUUUAUUCUACCUGCUACUCCCCACUUUGGAGGAAAGUGGGAAGCUGGCGUCAAGUCAGUAAAAAAUCACUUGAAACGAGUAAUAGGCGAUACAAUUCUCACAUGUGAAGAAAUGUCGACUCUAUUAGCACAAGUUGAGGCUGUACUCAACUCAAGACCUUUAUGUCCACUGUCUGACGAUCCCAGUGAUCUUUCAGCUCUGACACCAGGGCAUCUUUUAAUUGGAAGCUCCCUUGCUCUCAUUCCUGAGCCUUCACUAAAGCAAACUAAAUUGUCAUAUCUUUCGAGAUGGCAAAUGAUUUCCCAAAUGUUACAGAGCUUCUGGUCACGAUGGUCGACCGAAUACUUACAGCGACACCAUGCAAUGUAUAAGUGGAACCGAGUCAUGCCUUCACUAGACGAAGGUUCAUUAGUUUUAGUCAUUGACGAGCGAUACCCUCCAUCGAAAUGGCCUCUUGCUAGAGUCAUUAAAACUCAUCCAGGCAAAGAUGGUCAUACCAGAGUUGUUACUGUACGCACUAGUGUUUCAGAGCUUAAAAGACCGAUUGCAGAGCUCUGUCCGCUACCCAGUGUAACCCAAGCUUCCUAG